Messenger RNA from Sorex fumeus (smoky shrew), 1297 nucleotides. It is a transcript of the gene PCID2, whose product is annotated as PCI domain containing 2. Bases 10 to 1209 code for a protein of 399 amino acids. The record is from RefSeq and is a predicted model, not a curated record. The transcript is spliced from 14 exons. Lineage: Eukaryota; Metazoa; Chordata; Mammalia; Eulipotyphla; Soricidae. Gene Ontology annotation, biological process: transcription elongation by RNA polymerase II; poly(A)+ mRNA export from nucleus; post-transcriptional tethering of RNA polymerase II gene DNA at nuclear periphery. Gene Ontology annotation, molecular function: double-stranded DNA binding; RNA binding. Gene Ontology annotation, cellular component: transcription export complex 2.
GGCGCCGCCAUGGCGCACAUCACCAUCAACCAGUACCUGCAGCAGGUCUGCGAAGCCAUCGACAGCAGAGAUGGGGCUUCCUGCGCGGAGCUGGUGUCCUUCAAGCACCCGCACGUCGCCAAUCCACGGCUACAGAUGGCCUCCCCGGAGGAGAAGUGCCAGCAGGUGCUGGAGCCGCCUUACGACGAGAUGUUCGCCGCCCACCUGAGGUGCACCUACGCAGUGGGGAACCACGACUUCAUCGAGGCCUACAAGUGCCAGACGGUCAUCGUCCAGUCUUUCCUGCGUGCAUUCCAGGCUCAUAAGGAGGAGAACUGGGCGCUGCCUGUCAUGUACGCAGUGGCGCUGGACCUGCGAAUCUUCGCCAACAGUGCAGAUCAGCAGCUGGUGAGGAAAGGCAAGAGCAGGACUGGGGACAUGCUGGAGAAGGCGGCCGAGCUGCUGAUGGGCUGCUUCCGCGUCUGCGCCAGCGACACGCGGGCUGGCAUCGAGGACUCCAAGAAGUGGGGCAUGCUGUUCCUGGUGAACCAGCUGUUCAAGAUCUACUUCAAGAUCAACAAGCUGCACCUGUGUAAGCCCCUGAUCCGCGCCAUCGACAGCUCCAACCUGAAGGAGGAUUACAGCACGGCUCAGAGGGUGACGUACAGGUACUACGUGGGGCGCAAGGCCAUGUUCGACAGCGACUUCAAGCAGGCCGAGGAGUACCUGUCCUUCGCCUUUGAGCACUGCCACCGCUCCAGCCAGAAGAACAAGAGGAUGAUCCUCAUCUACCUGCUGCCAGUGAAGAUGCUGCUGGGUCACAUGCCCACCAUGGAGCUGCUAGAGAAGUACCACCUCCUGCAGUUUGCUGAGGUCACCCGGGCGGUCAGCGAGGGGAACCUGCUGCUGCUGCACGAGGCCCUGAGCCGGCACGAGGCCUUCUUCAUCCGCUGUGGCAUCUUCCUCAUCCUCGAGAAGCUGAAGAUCAUCACCUACAGGAACCUCUUCAAGAAAGUGUACUUGUUGCUCCGAACACACCAGCUGUCUCUGGAUGCCUUUCUCGUGGCCUUGAAGUUCAUGCAGGUGGAGGAUGUGGACAUUGAUGAAGUCCAGUGCAUCCUGGCCAACCUGAUAUACAUGGGGCACAUCAAAGGCUAUAUCUCCCAUCAGCAUCAGAAGCUGGUGGUCAGCAAGCAGAACCCGUUCCCGCCUCUGUCCACCGUGUGCUGACUUGUUCCAGUGAGCAGCACUGCAUGGGCGCCAAGACCCCAUCACCCUCAUGGGCCACUUGCACCUCCUUCCGUGGCCCUUGUGGAGG